Molecule: messenger RNA, 756 nt
Organism: Sphaeroforma arctica JP610
Lineage: Eukaryota; Ichthyosporea; Ichthyophonida
Exons: 1
Coding region: 243-587 (114 amino acids)
Biological process (GO): sphingolipid biosynthetic process; fatty acid elongation, monounsaturated fatty acid; fatty acid elongation, polyunsaturated fatty acid
Cellular component (GO): endoplasmic reticulum membrane
Molecular function (GO): fatty acid elongase activity
Source: RefSeq, a predicted model, not a curated record
GUCUGGCUAUGGAUCCGCUUUAAGUAUGUAUCUGUUGCUGUUAAUCACGUUGUUACGAUUAAUAUUUUCUCAACCGCGGGUAGCUUGUGCAUACUCCAUCGUUUACAGAACUGCGUUCACGCAGUUAUAAGUUCCUUGCGUGCAGCUGAGAACAGUGUCUUCCGGGCAAAGCGCACACUCGAGACUGGCUGGGUGGAAAGGUUUUGGGCGAAGGUUGGUAAACGUGAUUUGGGUACUUUGUGAUGAUUUCGAUACUAAAUUCAUUUUCCUUCUCCUUUCACAGGCUAACUUACGCUAGUAUAGGUAUGAUGUUCAACACAUUUGUGCAUAUCUUCAUGUACUGGUACUAUUUCUGUGCCACACUCAAAAUCAAUGUGUGGUUUAAGCGCUACAUCACGAAGCUCCAAAUCGUCCAGUUCAUCACUAGUUUUGUCCUCUCCGUGCCAUAUUUAUACUAUCACUUCCAGCAUGGAUGUGUAGGGAUGGAGGCCUACAUUUUUAGUUUCUUCACCAAUGCAUCGUUUUUGUUGUUGUUCAUCAACUUCAAUAACAAAACGUACCACAAGAAGGAUACAAAGAAGGAGUAGAUUCCUCACCUUGCAAGUGUAUAUCAAUGCCAAAAUCCAGAUAGUACGCUCGCGGAAAGUACGGGAUUGGAUAUGAUUGGCCCGGUGUAUAGUGACAGCUUUUACUGAAAAGCUGAUACUAGUCAAAUCCGUGUAGGUAAUCGCGUAGCCUAUAUGGCAGACACUAAUA